Spodoptera exigua (beet armyworm) is the source of this 2963-nucleotide messenger RNA. Lineage: Eukaryota; Metazoa; Arthropoda; Insecta; Lepidoptera; Noctuidae. The record is from the annotation of a GenBank genome assembly.
UGUAUUCGCUAGUGAUCUUCAAGGCAGUAACUGUCACUUGUCGCAGUCGCGUUCGUGUUUGCGACUCGAGCGCAUGUAAUCGAUUAAUUUAUCCCAACGACAUGUCAAAUCGAUAAAAUCAAUCAAUUGUAAAGGAAUGAUAUGAUAAUUUAAUUUUGUUUUAUCUGUUACCAGUGUAAAUCCUAGUGUAGUUGCGAUUAGUUACGUGUAUCGAUAUUUCGAUUUUAAAUUCAACUUGUGUUCGGUUGCCCGUGAAGUGAAUGGUGUCCUUUUGUAAGAUGCGGGGAUACCUGAUUGUCUUGGCGGCGGCCGUUGCGCUGGCCGGUGCUGCCGACAUGCGACCCACUUGUAGCAAGCCUGUCUACUGUAAUAGCAAACUACUCCAUAAAGUUCAAAUGGCCAGGCUCUACAGUGAUUCUAAAACCUUCGUCGAUCUUCAAAUGAAUUACGAUCAAAACACAACAUUAAAUGCUUUUGAUACUUUACUUAACGAUACGGACCAGGAACCAUCAGUAGAACAAUUAAGAGAAUUUGUUGAAAAACACUUCUCUAAUAAUAGCGAACUCAUGCCAUGGAGACCACCAGAUUUUAAUACUGAUCCUUACUCAUUAAAUACUAUACAAGACGAUGAUUUAAGAGAAUUCGCCAGAAACAUCACCAACAUCUGGCCACUUCUUGCCCGAAAAGUCAAAGAUGAGGUUAUUCAAAAUCCUGAUCGUUAUAGUUUGAUCCCUAUCACUAAUGGAUUCAUAAUCCCUGGAGGAAGGUUCACGGAGAUUUAUUACUGGGAUACUUACUGGAUUAUCGAAGGUCUGCUGAUAAGUGGAAUGCAAGAAACUGCGAAAGGAAUUAUUGAAAAUCUCAUUGAACUAUUAAAUAUGUUUGGUCACAUUCCCAAUGGAAGCAGGUGGUAUUAUCAAGAGCGCAGUCAGCCACCAAUGUUGACAGCUAUGGUUGCUACUUACUACCAAUACACCAAUGACACGGAGUUCUUGAGAAACAACAUUGCAUAUUUAGAAAAGGAAAUGGACUUCUGGUUUGAUGAAAGAUCAGUGACUGUUGAAAAAGAAGGUAGUAACCACACUCUGCUUAGAUAUUUUGCUAUCAGCUCAGGACCAAGACCUGAAUCUUAUUAUGAAGACUACGAAAACGCGGCAGAAUUUAGUGAACAAGCUCGCACAGACUUCUUUAUCGAUAUUAAGAGCGCAGCUGAGAGUGGUUGGGACUUCUCAACGCGCUGGUUCGUCAACCCUGAUGGCAGCAACACAGGAACUUUAAAAGACAUUCACACCAGAUACAUCAUACCUGUCGAUUUAAACGCCAUAUUUGCUGGUGCUCUUCAGAAUAUCGCAAACUUCCAUGUUAUUUUGGGGAAUCACCGGGCUGCUGUCUCAUUUAGCCAAUCAGCUCAACAGUGGAGAGAUAGCAUUCAGUCAAUUCUGUGGAAUGAGGAAGAGGGAAUGUGGUUUGAUUAUGACAUCAGAGAUCAGAUACAUCGCAAAUACUUCUACCCAUCUAACCUGGCUCCUUUGUGGCAAGGUGCUGUCGAUCCGAAUAUAGUGAAAGCGAAUGCACUCAGAAUUCUGAAUAAUCUUAAACAAUCUGGUGCUUUUGACUUCCCUGGAGGGGUGCCUACAUCCCUCAGUAGGAGUGGAGAGCAGUGGGACUUCCCUAACGUGUGGCCACCAGAAAUGAGCAUCGCAGUGAACGCCAUUGAAAACAUUGGAACACCAGAGGCGAGUGUGCUGGCUUUUGAAACUGCGCAAACAUUCGUUAGGGCUUGUCAUUCGGGCUUCUCAGAAUACCACCAGAUGUUCGAGAAAUAUGAUGCAGAGAAUCCUGGCAAGUUUGGAGGAGGUGGUGAAUACAACGUGCAAUAUGGUUUUGGAUGGACCAAUGGUGUAGUCUUAGAGUUUAUGAAGAAAUAUGGAGAAGGCAUGACUGCAAACGACUCUAAUGAGUUAGAUACUACUGCAUCUCCCUCCAACAGUAGCGAUACAUCGAAUAAUGCCGCAUGACUAGGCGUGGGUACAAUAAAUAACUUUUUAAUUUUUCUUUCAGCAUUCAAAAUAUUUAUUGGUGUUCAUAAUAACUAAAGGUUGUGACUACAUAAAUAAUAAUUAGCUAAAACAGUGCCAUAAGAUCAUAAAAUGUCUAAAACAAAGUAAAAUGGUACAAUUUUUAUUUUCAACUUUAUAAGUAAAACAUUUUGAUAGUGCCUUCAUUAUAUUUUAAGCGACAGGAAAUUUGAAUGAAGUUACACGCACAAUUUAAUCAAAGAUAAAAACUGUGACGCAGUAUAAAUAUAAUAUCUUAAUGUUGAGUCAGUUGGUGCGUUUUGUUGGCGCAACAACAAUAAUAAUAUGUUCUUAGGGAAAUGCAAGUAAAACGAGGUUAUAUUUUCUCGUUUAUAUUGUCAAUAAAGCAAUCUCCAGGGUUGUCGAGCGAAGCUCCUUCUCAGGACUCACCUUAGAGGUAUAUCAGGGUAAAAACUUAUACAUGUGUUACCUAAUAUACUAGACUAAUUCGUAGAGAAUUUACAAGUUUUUAAGUAGGCAUUUAUUAACUUAUUUAAAUUAAACAAAACGUACUUAUAUUUUAAUUAUAAGUCCUUACCUAUGUGACACAGUUACCAAUGUAAAUAAACGUAAGAAUUUUAUUAUAUUGCAGUAAAAAAUAAGUUUAACUUUGCAGUGCUAGAAAAAAUGCGGAACUAAAAAAAAUAUAACACCAUUAUUCAUUGAUUAAUGUAUAUAAAGAGUAUUAAUAUUUACCUAUCUAGUUUUUAAGGAAAAAAUCAUAAAAAAUAAAAGUCGCUGACAAAUCAAAAAAAGUAUUAUCUGAAUACAUGUCACGUACUUAAUUACAUUUAUUACCUACAAAAUAUAUUGUAAGAUAUAUUAUUAUAAUUAUUAAAUAAAUAAGUUAUUUAUAAACUGGCUGGAAACUUUCAGUACUUAAUG